Messenger RNA from Rhea pennata, 1291 nucleotides. It is a transcript of the gene SIRT7, whose product is annotated as sirtuin 7. Bases 27 to 1259 code for a protein of 410 amino acids. The transcript has 10 exons. Gene Ontology annotation, molecular function: NAD+ binding; histone H3K18 deacetylase activity, NAD-dependent. Lineage: Eukaryota; Metazoa; Chordata; Aves; Rheiformes; Rheidae. The record is from RefSeq and is a predicted model, not a curated record. Gene Ontology annotation, cellular component: chromatin; nucleus.
AGCGGAAGCGGGGCGCUUCCGGGGCGAUGGCGGCCGGCGGCAGCCUGAGCCGCUCGGAGCGGAAGGCGGCGGCGCGCGCCGAGCUGCUUCAGCAGGAGGAGCUGCGAGACCGGCGGAGGCAGGUGUCGCGCAUCUGGCGGAAGCCGCCGGCGGAGCGGAGCCCCGCGGAGUGCCAGGUGCUGAGCGAGAGCGAAGACGUCGUCCGCGAGCUGGAGCGGCGCCGCAAGCGGCGGGAGCGCCUGCGCCGGCGGCAGGAGGAGGUAUGCGACGAACCAGAGGAGUUGAAGAGAAAGGCUAUUGAGCUGGCUGCAGCUGUCCGGAGUGCCAAGCACCUUGUUAUCUACACAGGAGCAGGGAUCAGUACGGCAGCUUCAAUCCCAGACUACAGAGGCCCUAAUGGCAUAUGGACGUUACUGCAGAAGGGCAGGAGUGUAAGGACUACAGAUAUGAGUGAGGCAGAGCCCACACUCACUCAUAUGAGCAUUGCCUGCCUACACAAGCACAAUCUGGUGCAGCAUGUGGUGUCUCAAAACUGUGAUGGGCUGCACUUGCGGAGUGGGUUACCCCGAACAGCAAUAUCUGAGCUCCAUGGAAACAUGUACAUAGAGGUCUGCACUUCCUGUACACCCAACAGAGAGUAUGUGCGAGUAUUUGAUGUGACAGAACGCACAGCCCUGCACAGGCAUCAUACUGGCAGGAUGUGCCACAAGUGUGGGGCACAGUUGAGAGACACAAUCGUCCACUUUGGGGAGAAGGGGACGUUGAGACAGCCCCUGAACUGGGAAGCAGCAACAGAAGCUGCAAGCAAAGCAGAUGUGAUUCUUUGUCUGGGUUCCAGUUUAAAGGUUUUGAAAAAAUACCCACAUCUUUGGUGCAUGAGCAAGCCACCAACUCGUCGUCCAAAAUUAUAUAUUGUGAAUCUCCAGUGGACCCCAAAAGACGACCUGGCUGCCCUGAAGCUGCAUGGCAGGUGCGACGACGUCAUGAGGCUACUGAUGGAGGAGCUCGGGCUGGAGAUCCCGAGUUAUGACCGAGCGCGAGACCCCAUCUUCACGCUGGCCGAGCCGCUGCGCCCCGGCGAGGAAGGCACCCACUCCCGGAAGCCGGUGGCUCCCCUGCGCAGUGCGGAUCCGCCGGCGGCCGCGGCGCCGCGGGAGGAGGAGGAGGAGGAGGAGGAGGCGCCGCCGCCGCCCCCCCGGGCCGGGGGCUGGCUGGGCCGCGGCUGCGCCAAGGGCGCCCGGCGCAGAAAGAGCAACUGACGGCGGCGGGCGGGGCCCGGGGCGGCCCGCGG